Messenger RNA from Terrapene triunguis (Three-toed box turtle), 1773 nucleotides. RefSeq names its product RAD51 associated protein 1 (gene RAD51AP1). Gene Ontology annotation, biological process: interstrand cross-link repair; double-strand break repair via homologous recombination. The transcript is spliced from 9 exons. Gene Ontology annotation, molecular function: single-stranded DNA binding; double-stranded DNA binding. NCBI's taxonomy places the organism in Eukaryota, Metazoa, Chordata, Testudines, Emydidae. Bases 98 to 1102 code for a protein of 334 amino acids. The record is from RefSeq and is a predicted model, not a curated record.
UUUUGUGCCGGUGACGAAUGUGUCGGGCCGACGCGAGCGCGCGCGGGGAGAGGAGCAGCCCGCUCGGCGGCUGGGGAGCCAGCGCCGCCCCGCCGCGAUGGAGAGGCCGGUCAGGAGGAAUAAGAAAAUUGUUGAUUAUUCACAGUUUGGGGAUUUUGAAAAUGAUGAUGAAGACUUUGCCCGUGUACCUGCACCUUUAAACAAAAAAUCUAGAGUAGUACCUACAGAGACAAAUAGAGAGAAAAAGGAGAAGCAGAAAAGGCCACACAAAGAGGUGACUACAGUGCCGAAGAAAACACCCAGUAAAAGGAUAGCCUUAGAUGACAAACUUUACCAGAGAGAUUUAGAAGUUGCGUUAUCCUUGUCAGUGAAAGAACCAUCUGCAGAUAUCCUUGAAGUGCAAGAUUCAGAAGAACAAGGCAUUAAAAAAUUUACAGCUAUUGAAUUAGAAAAUGUAGACAGCAGUUCCCUCCUCUCCAACUGCAGUGCAGAUAGUGGUCUCUUAGGCCCCAAUCAGGUCCCAGAUGACAAUGACAUCCCCACAGAUGGUCAUAGGCAAAGAAGAGCAGCGUCUAAAGCUGUGUCACAGCAGAAGUUACUGACAGAUAACAGUGAUGAGGGAGACCAUGCUGAUAACUAUGAGUCAGAGUUUGUGUCUGAUGAGGAAUCAGAGGGUGGUUCAGAUUUCAGUGAGGAAGAUGAUGAAGACUUUGCUGCAAAAAGGAAGAAAACUAAAGAAAAUAAAAGGAAAGAAAUUAAGUUAAAGGUCCAAACAGAAAAAGAAAAGAAACCCCCCAAAUCCAGAAUUAAUGCUACAGCCAAAGUGACUCCAGUAGUUUCUUCUCCACGGGUAAUCCAAGCAAAAUCUCAGUCAACAUUGAAGGAGACAUCAAGUUCUCCAGAACCUAUUGGAGAACCUUUAUACGCAUCAAGUCCCUCAACAGACAAGAAGAAGCCCAAAUGGAUACCACCAGCUGCCUCAGGAUGCAGUAGUAACCCACUGGGAGGAAUUUCAGUUAAAUCACCUACUCAAGGUCUCAGACUUGGCCUGUCCAGGUUAGCACGAGUGAAACCGCUGCACCCAACUACUGCCAGCAGUUGAAUGGUCUAUGAAAGUGUCUCUCACUUGAAGGACUACUGUUUGGAAAGAAUUGGGUGUGUGGUAGUGUUCUGUUGUUUUUAAACAAAUGAGCAGAAAACUGUUCAUUCAGAGGGAGGAAAUGCUGUCGAUGUUGCUUGUCUGAUACUAAUAAAGGGCCUUCAUCCUUCAAGGUGCAGUGUAUCACCAGUGAAGUGCUGAGCAGCUUCAGCUGCUGAAUAAUACUUAAUCAACUAGACCUCAGGUUGCUCAGCACCUUGAUGGAUCGGACCCAAAGAGAGGGAUUGUGUAUUUGAGAUUGUACCCUUCUGAUGUCUAUCCUCUUUUGGAAAAAAAAAAUAGGCAUUACAUUUUUAAAUUGCAUAAAAACAGAAUCUAAAAAGCAGUGUAUCAAUUAUGGAUCUAAAUAUAUAGACUGGAUUCUUAAUGUAACCUUAAAGUUACAGUUUUGAAUUCCAAAUGUUUAAUAUUCAUUCUGUUCAUAGUCCAAUUAAAGCAUCCCUUUAAUAAAGUGAAAUCAUUGUUCCUCUCAGUCCAGAAAAGUUAAUUCUCAAAUCUUUGUUAAAACUUACUGAUAGUUGUAUUUGUGUGGAUUUUAUUGCUAAGAAUGUAUAAUGUGCUGCUUAGAAAACUGUAUUUUUAAAAAAAGUAAAAUAAAAUAUAUUUUAUAAACA